Suillus discolor is the source of this 225-nucleotide messenger RNA. Its product is annotated as heat shock protein 70. The transcript has a single exon. Lineage: Eukaryota; Fungi; Basidiomycota; Agaricomycetes; Boletales; Suillaceae. The annotation marks the transcript as partial. Gene Ontology annotation, molecular function: ATP hydrolysis activity; ATP-dependent protein folding chaperone; ATP binding. Gene Ontology annotation, biological process: vesicle-mediated transport; cellular response to unfolded protein; protein refolding. Gene Ontology annotation, cellular component: cytosol; plasma membrane; cytoplasm. The record is from RefSeq and is a predicted model, not a curated record.
UUUUCUCCCCAGGAAAUCUUGUUGAUGGUUCUUCUUAAGAUGAAGGAGACUACUAAGUCCUACUUGGGCUACAAUAUCAGCGACACCAUCAUCACCGUCCCUGCCUACUGUGACAACUCUCAGAGACAGGCUACAAAAGACGCUGAUACUAUCUCUGGAAUGAACAUUCUUCGUGUUAGUGAUGCUGCCCAGAACCAGGCCGCUAUGAGCCCCUACAAAAUGUAA